AUGUUCCUCCACUCGGCUCUACUCGGGACGAGCUGCGACCCGUGCGGCGCAUCUGCCUCCUACACCGAGACUAUCGACGCCAGCGGUACGCACCACAAGCGGACGAUUGUCAGCAACGGCUGCCCAAACCACUACAACCUGUGCACCGGCAAGAGCGACGCCGCGGGAUGCGGCGCCAUCGGCGUGGAGGGGACUGCGACCGAGGCUCUCGAGAUCGCCUAUCAGAUAGACAUCCCUGCCUACCCGGUUCUCGCGACAGAGAACGACGCCUGGCCUGAGUGUGAAAAGGAAACCAUCGCGAUGGCUCUCAAUGGCGUGCCAAUCUACUCGGGUGCCGUGGGAUCGGGCGAUUGCGACAUCCUCGACCUCGACGACGCAAAUGCCGAGUGGACCUCGUUCGACUUUUGCGGCGGGCACGCUCGCUGCCUCGCCUUUGAGUGUAACGGCGACUACCAUUACCACUUCCCGCCGUCGUGCCUCGAGACGCAGAUCGGCAACCUGACCGACGGGCACUCGCCCCAGAUCGGCUGGUCCCUCGACGGCUUCCCGAUCUAUGGGAGACUCGGCCCUGGAGGUGUCACCAUGGAGCACACGGCGCAGGGCUGCACCGGCACCUACUGCCUGGACGACUGCUCGGGCUUCGAGAUGGAGAUCCCUGGCCUCGAUGAAUUCACGUACCGGUACUACUUCAAUGGCCCUCUGUCCGACCUCGUCUCCCUCCCCACAGAUCCCAAGCCGUCCGCCUCCGACUACCCCUUUGCCAUGAAGUGCUACCGUGGGUGCACCUAUGCCGACUUGUCCGCCGGGGCGGCAAAGUGUAGCGGGGGGUCUUCAGGCUACACGAACGCUUACACGGCGACAGCGCUGGCUGGAGUGACGGACAUCUUUUACUCGGAACCCUCGAUGGCCGCUGCCGGCUGCAUUGGCGGCAUCAUCGGCGGCUGCUUUGUUCCCGUGCUCCUGCUUGGCCUGUGGGCGAGCGGCGCGUUUGGCUCCAAGUGCCCGUCGCCCGUUCUCAAGCCGCAGAAGGGCGCCAUCCCGAGCUCUUGA
Molecule: messenger RNA, 1050 nt
Organism: Emiliania huxleyi CCMP1516
Lineage: Eukaryota; Haptophyta; Isochrysidales; Noelaerhabdaceae
Exons: 3
Coding region: 1-1050 (349 amino acids)
Source: RefSeq, a predicted model, not a curated record